AUGCAUAUCACAUCGCUCCUCGUCCUCGGCGCCCUGGGCGCUGUCACUGCCCACCCGUCCGGCCACGCGCGCUUCCACCGUGGCCUUCACCAAAACCCUAACCGCGCUGAGAACAUCAUCAGUGCUACUAUCAACGGCAAGGUCGUCGAGUGGACCCAGGACUCGUCGCCCUUCGUCAUGGCUGGUCGUCCCCAGAAGCACACCACGACCGCAUCGCCAACCCCUACUCCUACGCCAACUCCCGCAUCCUCUGAGGAGCCCGCUGCCACAUCCACUCAGUCUGCAUCUUCCGGUGACAGCGAUGCUUCCGGCGAGGGUGUCUCAACCUACACCACCUUCUCUGACUACUGUGGCUCGUCUUCCAAGAAGCGUGCAACCCUUGGCCAGAUCAUGUACACUGGCAACACCGGCGAUGGUACUUACGGCUGCAACAUCAUGAAGGUCGCCAGCGAGGCCGUCGCUGCCAAGUACGACAACACCAUCAAGUUCUACGGUGCUACUGAAGACAUGAACUGCUGGGUCUGGAACAAGAUGGCUGCUGACGGCACCCUUUCUGGUAUGUGGGGUACUGAUGCUACUACUUUCACCCUCAAGGCCGGAGCUGUCCAGUACGUUGCCUUCGACAGCAACACCCAGGGCGCCGCCGCCUGCUACUCUGGAAGCGACCCUAUCAAGACCACUUAUGGUGCUUUGGCUGGAUCCUGGGCUGAGUUCGACUUUGAGAACUCGAGCAACGAUGGCUGGAGCGGUUUUGACUGCUCUUGCAUCGUUGCCCAGGAGGCUGGUCUGUCCGUCCCUGCUUGCGAGAUGGUCGGUGCCGGUGUUACCUCAAAGAUCGCUGCUGGUGGUGCCGUCGACAACGCCUACGACCUCUCACUCAAGGAUGCCGAUGGCAUUGGUGGUCAGUCCAGCGGCCCGUUGAAGAUCGAGUUCAACGUCAACCCCAACUAA
Molecule: messenger RNA, 951 nt
Organism: Phaeoacremonium minimum UCRPA7
Lineage: Eukaryota; Fungi; Ascomycota; Sordariomycetes; Togniniales; Togniniaceae
Product: putative allergen asp f4-like protein
Exons: 1
Coding region: 1-951 (316 amino acids)
Cellular component (GO): extracellular region
Molecular function (GO): IgE binding
Source: RefSeq, a predicted model, not a curated record